Messenger RNA from Coregonus clupeaformis (lake whitefish), 2124 nucleotides. RefSeq names its product solute carrier family 22 member 7. Gene Ontology annotation, molecular function: transmembrane transporter activity. Gene Ontology annotation, biological process: transmembrane transport. The record is from RefSeq and is a predicted model, not a curated record. Bases 1 to 1656 code for a protein of 551 amino acids. The transcript is spliced from 10 exons. NCBI's taxonomy places the organism in Eukaryota, Metazoa, Chordata, Actinopteri, Salmoniformes, Salmonidae.
AUGAAAUUUGACAAUGUCCUCUCAGAAAUCAAUGGAUUUGGGAAAUUUCAAAUAAUGAUCGUCCUGAUUCAGAGUCUCUCUCGCAUGACCCUGCCGUGUCACUUCUUACUGAAUAACUUCAUAGCUGCUGUGCCCUCUCACCAUUGUGACCUUAGCGCUCUGGAUGAUGAGGGUGUCUUUGGGAAUCUGACCCAGGAGCAGAGACUGACUGUCAGUAUUCCAGUACAGGAAGAUGGGACUCCAAGCUCCUGUAAGAUGUUCCCAGAGUCCCAGUUCCACCUUCUGUCCAACUCCAAUGACAGUGACCUAGCUACAGUCCCCUGCCAGAAUGGAUGGGUAUAUGACAACAGCACCUUCAAAUCCACUCUUGCUACAGAGUGGGACCUUGUAUGCGAUAGAAAAGGGAUGAACAAAGCGACAGCUACCAUUUUCUUCAUUGGAGUAAUGUGUGGGGCUCCUUUAUUCGGUUUCCUCAGUGACAGAUUCGGCCGGAGGGCAAUGCUGAUGGUGGCUUACCUGUCAACUAUGGUGUUUGCCUUUACCAGUGCCUUCUCCACCUCCUAUGUCAUGUUUUGUAUCAUGAGAUUUUUCACCGGAGUGACACUAUCUGGAAUAAGCAUAAUCUCCAUUGUACUCAGUGUGGAAUGGUUUGACAUUCAACACAGGACCUUUGCUGGAGUGAUAGUAAGCCUGGAUUGGACAGGUGGAAACAUGCUGCUAGCUAGCAUUGCAUACUUUGUGAACGACUGGAGGUGGCUGACCAUAGCAGUUACCUCGCCUCUUGUCUUGGCUGUCAUUACCUGGUGGUGGCUUCCAGAGUCUGCUAGGUGGCUCUUAGCGAAUGGAGAAAAAGAAAAAGCCCUUUUCUACCUGGAGAAAUGUGCCAAGAUGAACAACAGAUCCAAGUGUAUGGCUGAGAUCACACCACAGACCCUUACGAAUGCAGUAACAGUUGAAAAUGAGGACAAGAAGUACGGUUUUGUGGACCUUGUGAGAACUCCAAAUAUAAGGAAACUUGCCAUUUGCACAGGGAUACUAUGGUAUGGAGUUGCGUUUACAUAUUACGGCAUCAGCCUGAACAUCACUGGGUUUGGCAUGAAUGUCUACUUCACACAGUUCAUAUACGCUGCCAUCGAGAUGCCUGGAAAGAUUGUGGUCUAUUACUUCUUGAACAAGUUUGGCCGAAAACCAGGACAGGUUGGGACACUGCUUUUGACUGGAGCCUGUGUCUUCAUCAACAUAUUUGUUCCUCAAGGUAUGUGGGUGUUUCGUACCAUCAUGGGUCUUUUUGGGAAAGGCCUGUCAGAAGCAUCCUUCACAAUAAUGUUCCUUUAUACCACUGAGCUCUACCCAACAGUAGUUCGGCAGAACGGCGUUGGCUACACCUCGUUUGUGGGUCGGCUGGGCGUGUCCAUCGCUCCCCUCGUCGCCCUAUUGGACGAUGUGUGGGAGCUCCUCCCUGCUGUGAUAUAUAGCUUGGUGGCUGUUGGUACCGGACUAGUGGCUUUGCUCCUCCCAGAAACAUUCAAUGUUCGCCUGCCAGAGUUCAUCGAGGACAUAGAGAGACCAAGAGCUGAACUGGAUGGAGAGAGUGGCAUUCCACUGAAGCAAGCUGAUGAAAACAGAAAUGGAAAUGGAGCAGUUGAGGUUACAUGAAUCCACACAGAGAUCCUAUUAGAUUACAAAAGGAUUCUAUAUGUAGUUCUAUGUGAAUCCAUGUCACUCAGAGAGACAGCAGUUUUCAAGCAAGUGCAUGAAAGAUGGACACAGAGCAGAAUAUCUACCUAGAAGAAAUAUAAUGGAUGGACCAGAAAAUAGAUGUACUAGGGUCCUACUAACUUAACCAAAACAACUAAAAACAACCAAAAACAACCCAUCAUAACCCUUUAUGUAACACACAUGAUAAAAGUUACUGAUAACCUCUGAAAUAUCAAUUAGUAAUAGUACUUACUUGGUUAGUACUUACAUAGUACAUACCUGGUUAUUCCAUGGUGAAAGAUCAUUGUAAAAUGAAUUGUAUCCAUUUUCUUACAUGGACAUUAUUGAAUCUACAGUUUUUUUCUUCAGAAAUACUGGUGUUUGUGUGUCUUACCAUGUGUCUUGGCAAUAAACCUGUGUUCUAUA